UAACCAGACCGAACAUUAGUCUCACCCUCUUACUAAAUUAUCACUGAUUCGGCCGACACAGCACAAAACCUUGACCAUAGCGUUGCGUUCCACCUCUCUCUAGUUUCAAGUUUUGAACCCUCGCACUCUUCCAGCACUCUCUGUUCUCUUCAACGUCGAAGCACAAAAGCGCGGGCUCGUUUUUUUCUAGGGUUUCAAAUUUCAACUUCUCUCUUCCAAUUUCCAAUUCUGGAACUCAAAAGCAGCUUCAAUGGCCACCACCACAACUCCAUCUUCCACCGAUCAAGCUGUUACCACCACCAACUCCGUCGACCCCUCUCUCUGGUGGGACUCUUUCUCUCUCUUACUCACUGACCUCGAGAACUCUCCUCCCUCCUCCGACCUCCCUCCUCAUCUGGUAAAGAAGAUGAAUGCUAAUCAUGCGUGGUUUCUGGACACUGUUUCUCGUUUCAAGCCCCCAAAUGAGAAAUCAAGAGAGGUUUUGAAUUCACACCGAGUUAAUGUGGGGUCGCAUCAGUUGACUAUACAGCCUGAAUUGAAAGAUGCGGCGCUCAAAAUUAGUUUGAUUUUGGGUUUAGAUGAGGUUCAGGCAUAUAUUCUUGUCAAAAGGGUGAUUGAGCGCAAUACUCUAGCCAUUGAUCUUAUAGCUAAUGAGCUUCUUCAUUCGGUAAUGCUUCAGUACUACAUUGAGCGGCAAUGCUUAUUGAAGUGUACCCGUCAGAUUAUCAUGCAUGCAUUGUAUGUUGGAACUUCUAAAGAAGGUAGUGCGGUAAUGGAUGAGGCACAGAAGCUGAUUUCUGAUGGACUAGAAGGCCGAUUACUAUCUGUCCUCGAAAAUCUUUUGUCGUCCUGUCAUCCAGAUCACAUGGAUGUUGACCUUUUUACUUUGUGGGCUGAGGAGACACUAAUUGAGGAUAAUCUAAUCCUUGACAUUCUUUUCCUUGCUUACUAUGAGUCCUAUUGUACUUGUAAUGGCAAACAAUGGAAAAAGUUAUGCUCACUUUAUGAGGGGAUCGUAUUGGGCUCUUCUAACUUUGGGAGGCUGGCAAUAUCAACUGAAGCACUGCAAUCCAUUUAUCAUGCUAAAGUUCAGUUGCUACUUAUUCUUAUAGAAACGUUGGAUCUGGAAAAUCUUCUCCAAAUGAUCCAUGACGAAAUGCCAUUCAGGCAAGGUUCUACUGCUCUUUCUUUGAGCGACAUUCAAGAAAUAGACGCAAUAAUAUCUAGUUUCAGUGCUUUUGAAGCAAAAGAUUCAGGCCCACUAAUUCUAUCAUGGGCAGUAUUUCUUUGUCUCCUUUCAUCUCUUCCAGGAAAACAGGAAAAUAACGUGCUAAUGGACAUUGAUCAUGUUGGCUAUGUACGUCAAGCAUUUGAGGCUGCAGCUUUGAGUUAUUUUCUUGAAAUUCUUCGAAGUGACAUAUUGAAGCAUUCAGAUGGUCCUAUUGCUGGUUAUAGAAGUGUUUUGAGAACAUUUAUCUCAGCAUUUAUUGCAUCUUAUGAGAUCAGUCUUCAGUUGGAGGAUAAUACCCUUAAAUUAAUACUGGAUAUCCUUUGCAAAAUUUAUCGAAAAGAGGAGUCACUUUGUAUUCAGUUUUGGGAUAGGGACAGUUUCAUUGAUGGUCCCAUACGUUGUCUUCUUUGCAACUUAGAGGGUGAAUUCCCAUUCAGGACUAUGGAAUUUGCACGCUUAUUAUCAGCCCUCUGUGAAGGAACUUGGCCUGCAGAAUGCGUGUACAAUUUUCUUGAUAAGUCUGUUGGUAUAUCAUCUUUGUUUGAGAUAAGCAAUGAUUCCUUGAUUGAUGAAGUUUCUCAGAUUGUUGAAACCCGCCUGCCUUUGUACAUACCUGGGGUUGAAGGUUUGCUAAUUCCUAGUAAUACUCGCGGUCAUAUUUUGAAAGUGGUUGAUGGGAAUACUGCCCUUAUACGGUGGGAGUACACACAAUCUGGAGUGCUUCUGUUGCUCUUGCGUUUGGCCCAGGAGCUGUAUUUGAAUAGCACUGAGGAAGUACUUGUCACUCUAGACUUGCUUAGUCGAUUGGUAUCCUUCAACACGGUAAUCAUUUCUGGGGUGUCAGCAUGUGGUCUGACUUACUAUAGUAUAUCAUGUGUGAUUUUAUUUUUCUAUUUGUUUUUAUGUGAUGAUUCCAGUGGAUCAUGGUUACUUCCUGGAAGACUAGCAAAUAUGCUUCUGAUUGACUGUGAAAACAAUGACAGCUGCUGCCCAUUAACUCUUUCAGUACUGGACUUCACCAUGCAGCUUGUCAAGACGGGAGUAGAAAAUGAUGUCGUCUUGGCUCUUGUUGUGUUUUCCCUUCAGUAUGUUUUAGUUAAUCAUGAGUAUUGGAAGUACAAGGUGAAGCAUGCUCGCUGGAAGGUGACAUUGAAGGUGCUUGAAGUGAUGAAGGAGUGCAUUUGGUCAAUCCCCUACUGUCAGAAACUGGGUGAGGUGGUCCGCAAUAUUUUGUUUUGUGAUUCUUCAAUCCACAGUGCCCUCUUUCGAAUUGUUUGUACAACUGCACAGGCCUUAGAGAAACUCUAUGUCAGCCGUCUUUGUGAGUUGAUGGAGAUUGAAGGAUUACAGCUGUCUAUAUGUUCUGUGUUAGAUAUUCUCUUCAGCAUGCUUACUGAUCUUUCUCAGACGAUACAAGUGGGAGCUGCAAAAGUACUGUCUAUUUUGUUUGUUCUCGCAGAUUGUUCACAACCAUAUGUGUUUGGGAAUGCAUGUUUUGGUCUGGAUGAAAAGAAGAUUACAUAUCUUAGGCAUUGUCUUAAUAGCAUUCUGUGUGACCAGUCUCCAUCAAAUGAAGAUCUCUCUGUUGCUACAUUUAAACUGCUCACUUCAGCAGCACAUUACCAGCCUGCUUUUAUUGUUGCUGUAAUUGCUGCCAAGGAAAAUGCAGAUGUCAAAUUAAGUGAUGCCACUGGUGUGAAGCAAUCAAAUGAAGCUACUGUUGGGUCAUUGGGCUCCUCAGAUGCAAAUCUUUUGGUUGCAGUUCUGCAAUAUGUUGGGCAAUCCACUGAUCUUGUCAAAAGCAAUCCGUGUGUACUGUUGAAUGUGCUAAAUUUCCUCAAGGCAUUGUGGCAAGGAGCUGCCCGGUUUAUGAAUAUUUUGGACUGGUUGAGAAACUCAAAAAAUUUCUGGAAACAAUUGUCCAACUCUAUUCUGCAAGAUGCUAGUAUGGAAGGUAGUCUGUCUGAAAAUCUAAAUGAAAGGGAGUUUCUAAACAUAGCAUACAGGCAUCAAUGUCAAUCUGCUGUUCUGCAAAUAAUGGCUUAUGAGACGUUCCUGCAGAAGAAGUUAUUACGCGCAGAGUUGCUUGUAAAACAAACUAAUGAAUCAUUGAAUGAUAGAAAAGAGAAAGCAGUUGAAACUGAAAAACCAAAAGAUGCAAGUUUUCUUGGUCUCAAGGAUAUUUUGUCAACCUUGCGUGAAGGCUUAGUUUUGGCCAACCUGAUCAAGUCAUAUGCAUCAUGUGAAUAUGAUAAUGACAUAUAUCUUCGUGCAAAGAUUGCUGCUGGUUUAUUGUCUGUGCAUGUGAUGGAGAAACUAAAAAAUGGUGAUACAGGGAGUUUGUCUGUCUCUUUAAUUGAGAAGAUUCACGUCUUGUUGAAAAAGUUGAGUGAGCUGCCUGCUUUUUUGGAAUUGGUAGCUCAAUAUACACAGCAUGGUUACAGUGAAGGAAAAGAGUUGCACGGAUUAAUACUUAGUGAUCUGUACUAUCAUCUACAUGGAGAGCUUGAUGGUCGUAAGAUUGAUCCUGGACCGUUCAAAGAGCUCUGCCAGUAUCUGGUCAAGUCAAAAUUUUUGCAAAUGUAUCGGCAUAAGUACAAUGGAGACCUUUUUGCACAUGCCAAGGAUGUCUACUUGUUUGACUCUUUACGUUUCCGAGCAGAUUUGGGAAUUGAUUUGUGGGAUUAUUCCGAGUGGAAAGCAUCCAAGGCAGUAGCAGAAACAAUGUUGCUCUGUUUGCAGGAUGCGAAUUCAAUGGUUUUGCUUGCAAGUUCUAAGCUUUCUGCAUUAAAAUCAUUGAUAACUAUCUUAUCCAUGAAUGAGGAAGAUUUGAGUGAGAAGAAGGCAAUAAAUGAUCGUGAGAUUCCACAGCAACUAAUUCUCUCAUGCAUAGAUCAAGUAUGUCAGUGUCUCCAAGCCACUAUAGAAUCAUUAGUUCCACUUCCCGAUGCUUCUGAAGAUAUCCUUGAUUUCAUUGUAGCUCAAGCGGAACUGCUACUCCACCUUAUUAGAUAUGUACAGAAUAACCUGUCCUUGUCUUCUUGUGUACUUGUCUUAAAAACUUCUGGUUCUGUCCUUAAAGUGUUGAAUGACUUCAGGCCAUUGGUUUUGGGUGUUAAAGAUGCAAUGAAGCUUUUACUUAUGUUGCUUCUCUUAUCUGUUAAGUCAAGUCACAAAAAUUCAAAUUUUGGUGGGGCAAUGAAGAUGGAAUCUAUUGAAGCCAUUGCCGAGGCAUCGAAUGCGAGUUUGGGCCUACUACCCCUUCUUUGCAACUGCAUGGCCUGUGAACAUUGCACCCUCUCUCUGACUAUUAUUGAUUUAAUUCUGAAAGGUUUCUUGAUGCCUAAUACAUGGUUCCCCAUCACACAGAAACAUCUCCAAUUGCAACAUCUUGUUCUGAAGCUUCAAGACAACAAUUCUCGUACUUCCAUCUCCAUAAUAUUGAAGUUUCUUCUUACUCUUGCACGAGUUAGAGAGGGUGCCGAGAUGCUUUUCGCUGCUGGUUUUCUUCCUUCUCUGAGAGUGUUGUUUGCUGACUUAUCAGAAGGAAACUCUUUUUCAGCGAUUCAAAGUGAAAUGAACGUUGUUAACUCAUCUGACAAAAUUGAAAAGCCCCAGGACAUAUGGGGACUUGGCUUGGCUGUAGUCACUGCAAUGAUUCAAUCUUUGGGAGACAGUUCUUCAUGUGCUGAUAUUGUGGACUAUGUGAUCGUUUACUUCUUAUCAGAGAAAGCUUAUCUUAUUUCUUACUAUCUUAGUGCACCAGAGUUUCCAUCUGAUGAUUGUGACAAGAAAAGGGCUCGGUCUCAGAAAAUACCAACUUCUCUAAGUGCUCUUAAAGAAACAGAACAUACACUGAUGUUAAUCUGUGUUCUAGCAAAACAUCGGAAUUCAUGGAUGAAGGCCAUGAAAGAAAUGGAUUCACACUUGAGGGAAAGAAGUAUUCAUUUAUUGGCAUUCAUUAGCAGGGGAACACAACGCCUCGGCGAAUCUCAUAGCGGAGCUGCACCUCUCUUGUGUCACCCUGUUCUGAAGGAGGAGUUUAAUUGGUACAAGAAGCCAUCGUUGGUUGACAGCAGAAGCGGAUGGUUUGCUCUAUCUCCUCUUGGAUGUGGGUUAAAUCCUAGGUUUUCGGCUGUAUCAUCUAAAACAACUGCUCUAGUAGUCAAGGAUCAAGGAACUGAAACUACUGAUCCGGCUUCUCAUACAUAUUUCUCAGACACCAUUGCAACACAAAUAUAUCGUAUUGCAUUUCUUCUUUUGAAAUUUCUGUGUCUACAAGCUGAAGGUGCAAUUAAAAGGGCAGAGGAGGUGGGGUUUGUUGAUCUUGCUCACUUUCCUGAGCUUCCAAUGCCUGAGAUCUUACAUGGAUUGCAGGAUCAAGGGAUUGCAAUUGUCACUGAAUUGUGUGGAGCCAACAAGUUGAAGCAGGUACCGUCUCAAAUUCAGGGGGUGUGUAUCUUACUGCUACAAAUUACGGAGAUGGCCCUAUACUUGGAAUUUUGUGUUUCACAAAUUUGUGGGAUAAGACCUGCGUUAGGACAUGUUGAAGAUUUUUCAAAGGAACUAAAAUUCUUGAUGAAAGCGACGGAGGGGCAUGCAUUUUUGAAAGGGUCAGUGAAGUCCUUAAAUCACAUAAUAUCAUUUGUCUAUCCUGGAUUAUUGCAAACCGAAGGCUUCAUGUAAGAUAAUUAUUUAGAUUAAAAUGUAUAUUAAGGGUAGAAGGUUUAGAUGUUAAUUCCAGCUGUGACAUGUUCUCUUGGCCAUUCUUGGAUGUUAUCUUAAAAUGACAAACUUUGUUUUUGGCAACGAAAUAUUCUUGGGUAUCAAAUUUGUGGCCAUACAUGGUUAAUGUAAUGUAUACUUCAAUGAUCUUUCCUCU
Messenger RNA from Camellia sinensis, 6113 nucleotides. The record is from RefSeq and is a predicted model, not a curated record. NCBI's taxonomy places the organism in Eukaryota, Viridiplantae, Streptophyta, Magnoliopsida, Ericales, Theaceae.